AUGAAAGUCAUAAAAACGAUAAGUAUAAUAAGUUUGUAUCUUACAGUUUUUGCAAAGUUAGCAUCUUCGCGUGAAGAUACAGGAAGUGCAGAUUUUGAGUCGAGCGAGUAUGAGACCAUGGAUUCUCAAAGAGUCAAAACAGCAAAAACAUACAAGCUCAACUUCGGGAGCGCUGCAAUUCCCACCAACUUGUCCAAGAAAGAGCUGCACGAGCAGUCUAAAAACUUCGCUGCAAUCCAGGAAAAAGAAAGAGAAAAUGUGCUUAGAUACCUGGACUUCAGCGAUAGAAGCAGCUUGUUGGAUUUAAGAGGCGAAAAGCUCUAUGUCACCAAGAACAUUUUUGUUGAAAUGGCGGUGUCUAAAACAAUCCUGCACAGCACAGGCUUUUCCAGCACUAAAAAACAAAAAAAGCAGAACAAGUUGCAGUCUUUCCUAGGCUUUUUGUUCUACCCCAGCGCAGAGAGCGUAGAGCGCACCGGCAUACCCAUUGGAGAUAUUCUCUCAAGCAACCAAAAAUAUGAGAGUCUUUCUUCAGAAGAUCUAAAAGACAGAGUUUUUGAUUGCACAAGUGCAACAGCACACAACACAUGGGUGCUGAGCAACAUUCUGAAAACCGAUGAAAACAAAAAAAUAAGAGAAGCCUCUUUCAUCAGCAGUGCCAUGAGGUAUAUACUGCACUCGGUGUUUAAUCUGGAAAAAAAAAUGAUUCUGAAGAAUCAAAUAGGUUUAAACGCCCUAGACGCGGCUGAUAGGGAAACUGCCAUUAAAGUGCUUACAAAUGAGCUGGACUCAGCACUGCAAAACGUCAUGUCUAUAACGAUAGUUCCCAUCCUGAAAAGCCUUGAUGUCUACAGAUAUGCACUGCUCAAAAAGAGGGCAGAAAUCCUCAUUAAUUCCAUCGUAGAAAAUAAACCUGCGAGGGCAUUUAGUGUCUACAAGAUGCUUCUUGGCUGCACCAGCAACUCUUUCGGCUUAUUUUCACAAAACAACGCAAAGAUGAAUGUGCAUAGCAACACCUGUGUAAAUGCCACAGCCAAUGGAUAUGUUGAAAUUAUCACAGAAGAUUUAAUUGAGAAAGCAAUAGAGCACACGUAUAAGGAAAUGGUAAGAGUUAGCUCUGGCUUGCCUAAUAUCUACAAUAGCAGCCAUACUGAUCUGUACAUAACGCUAGAAGAGCUGGCUGUUGUUUUUGGCCUCUACAAGAUUGCAAACUUAAGAGAAGGCAACCCCGUGCAGCGUGCUGAAAUAGAAACACUAAUUGAAAACAGCCAGUGGGACAGAACAAAGAGCGUUGAUCUGGAGCUCUUUGAAAGUUUAUCAGAUAUGAAAAAAGCUCUGGAGGCCCAAAGCGGCGACAUUAGGCCAUGCUUUAACACUACCGUGUCUAUCUGUAAUUCCAAUGAAAACAAUAGAAAUUUCAUGUGCGAGAAUGGGCAUCUUUCUAUUGAAUACUCGCCUGUUUCCUCUGCAAAUAAAAUAUGCAACACGGCAGAAGUAGCACAAGAAAAACUGAACCUGCACACACUAAAAGUUGCCAACGAGAUUCUAAUGCCUAAAAUGCAAAACCGAAUUCACAUCAAAAAUGCUCCAGAAGACGAUCUUGUGUAUGAGAUAGCUUGCAGCAUCGCAGAACAAAACUCUUUCUACUACAAAACAGGUGGUACCGAAAUGGCAGUGACAUACAUUUCUCCUUUCAUCGAAAUGAAGAAGUGUGCCCAAGGCCAGAUAUCGCACAGUAAUGAGUAUACCUAUCAGGCCAUAUACCAAAAUGAAUUUUUUGUGCAGAGCCCAUAUACCUCUUACAAAUACAAAAUUACCACUGAUGCAGAUGCUGGGAGAUUCGAUGUAAAAGCAUUGCGUUUUAGCAUUCCAAUGGAGAGCCACCCAUCAGAUCACAUUGAUGUAUGUUUUGAAAGCAAUCUUAAAACAGUCCUGCAAAAUAUAAAAAAGGUCAUAAAGGAUAUAAAAAAGAAAGAUCUUAAGGAACUCAACUUAAAUAUAACGGUUAGGGAUUUAAUUAAAAAAUAUAUUCUUGGCCUUACAAUGGGAUGCAAUGAAUAUAAAGAAGUUGAUCCAAUGGUACUAAGCAAGUAUUCUAUAUACAAAUUCCAGCUAGUUAUGAAUCUACUUAUCAACUUAGAGCAAUCCAUCAAUUCAUUAAUACAAGAUGUUGAUAUUAGUCAUAAGCUUAAAACUAUAGAAGAAAUAUUGAAUAUUGAACUUAGCAUACAAAAAUAUGAAUAUAAUAACCCAAAAGAAACUUAUAUCAUUUCUAUAAAUUCCAUUGAACUGCAAUAUGAUGUACUACUUUAUAGUAUUCUUUCAGCAAUCAGCUACACUAUAGAAAGAUUCAUAAACGAAAAAAAAGCUCAUUUAAAAGUGUUUGAAGGUGUUUCAGAAAAACUAAAUGCUUUAAAUAUAAAAAAUAACUUCAAUGAAAAAGAUUUAGAAAAAGACGCUGCAGAUUUGCAUAAAGUUAUAAUUGGUGAAAGAAAUAACCCAAAAAAAAGUUAUAUAUCGCUCACUAGUAAAAAAUAUACUAUGAAUGACUUCUUUAAAAAUACUGAUCUAAAAAAGGCAUUCACACAUUGGGGCAAUAAAAAAAACAAAAAAGAAACAGAUAUGGAAAAAGACUGCAAUAGUUUCUGGAGCUACAUGUAUAUAGACGAUUACCCUAAAAAUCUCAAAGGAAUAAUAUUCCCACCAAUUGCAGUCAGCUGUAAAAGUGCACUACAUCCGUACAUCAACCUACUUUCUGAAAUAAGCAAUGUAACACUUCUAAACUACUAA
Nematocida minor is the source of this 2790-nucleotide messenger RNA. RefSeq lists its product as uncharacterized. NCBI's taxonomy places the organism in Eukaryota, Fungi, Microsporidia. The coding region runs from base 1 to 2790 and encodes 929 amino acids. The transcript has a single exon. The record is from RefSeq and is a predicted model, not a curated record.